Sinocyclocheilus rhinocerous is the source of this 1443-nucleotide messenger RNA. RefSeq names its product voltage-dependent N-type calcium channel subunit alpha-1B-like. The transcript is spliced from 13 exons. The record is from RefSeq and is a predicted model, not a curated record. Gene Ontology annotation, molecular function: high voltage-gated calcium channel activity. Gene Ontology annotation, biological process: chemical synaptic transmission; calcium ion import across plasma membrane. Gene Ontology annotation, cellular component: neuronal cell body; voltage-gated calcium channel complex; membrane. Bases 1 to 1443 code for a protein of 480 amino acids. NCBI's taxonomy places the organism in Eukaryota, Metazoa, Chordata, Actinopteri, Cypriniformes, Cyprinidae.
AUGGUAGUCAAAAAUAAUGAGAUUCAUUCUUCUUUACCACUGCUCACUGCAUCUGUUUAUAUACAGGCCAAUGAUGCCUCGGGAAACACCUGGAACUGGCUGUACUUCAUCCCUCUCAUCAUCAUCGGCUCCUUCUUCAUGCUUAACCUCGUCCUGGGUGUCUUAUCAGGGGAGUUUGCCAAAGAAAGAGAGCGAGUGGAGAAGAGGCAGGAGUUCUUGAAGCUCCGCAGACAGCAGCAGAUUGAGAGAGAGCUCACCGGAUACCUGGAGUGGAUAUGCAAAGCAGAGGAGGUGUUGCUGGCAGAGGAAGAUCAGAAUGCUGAGGAGAAAUCCCCCCUGGAUGUCCUGAAAAGAACGAAGAGCAGAAAGGGUAGAAAUGACCUCAUCAGUGCUGAAGAGGGAGAGGAACAUUUCACAGACAUCUCCUCUGUUGCUCCACCUGGAUCACCUUUCGCCCGAGCUAGCCUGAAGAGCAGUAAGAACGAUAGCUCUUCAUAUUUCCGUCGAAAAGAAAAGAGGAUACGCUUUUUCAUUCGGCGGAUGGUGAAGGCACAAAGUUUCUACUGGAUCGUUCUGUGUUUGGUGGGAUUGAACACGAUGUGUGUGGCCAUUGUCCAUUACGACCAGCCUGAGUGGCUCACCAAGGCCCUGUACCUGGCAGAGUUUGUAUUCCUGGGUCUGUUUCUGACAGAGAUGACUCUGAAGAUGUAUGGCCUGGGGCCCAGAAACUACUUUCACUCCUCGUUCAACUGUUUUGACUUUGGGGUAAUUGUGGGAAGUAUAUUUGAGGUGGUGUGGGCAGCGAUCCAGCCUGGUGCAUCUUUUGGGAUCAGUGUUCUGAGAGCCCUGCGCCUGCUCCGUAUUUUUAAAGUAACCAAGUAUUGGAACUCUUUGCGGAAUCUUGUGGUUUCACUGUUGAACUCCAUGAAGUCCAUCAUUAGCUUGCUCUUCCUCCUCUUCCUCUUCAUCGUAGUGUUUGCCCUGCUAGGCAUGCAACUCUUCGGGGGCCAGUUUAAUUUUGAAGAUGAAACUCCCACUACAAACUUUGACAGCUUCCCUGCAGCCAUAAUGACAGUCUUCCAGAUUUUGACAGGAGAGGACUGGAAUGCAGUGAUGUAUCAUGGGAUAGAGUCCCAGGGUGGCGUCCGGGGUGGAAUGUUCUCUUCGGUCUACUUCAUUGUUCUUACACUGUUUGGAAACUACACACUUCUCAAUGUAUUCUUGGCCAUCGCUGUGGAUAACCUUGCCAAUGCACAGGAGCUGACAAAGGAUGAAGAGGAACAAGAGAAGGCAGCGAAGAAGAGCAUGGCUCUUCAGAAGGCCAUGGAGGUGAAGGAGGUCAGCCCAAUGUCUGCUGCCAACAUCUCAAUAGCAGCUUUUGUAAAGCAAAAUCGAGAUGCAAUCUCUCGCAGGUCUUCAGUCUGCAGCGUUCACUCACCGUGA